AUGCCAUGGAUUGGAAUAUAUGUUGCAGCAGCAUCUCUAAUUUGCUUCUUAACAAUUGUUGCCGAUGCUUUCUAUGAAUUUCGAAACAAAAAUUUUUGGUUCCCGUGCAAAUUCUUCACUAUCAAUGCCGCUACGCUAACAUUGUUAGGUGUAGCAAUGAAGAUGCCAUUGGAUGUGAGUAGUGACAUGUACGGAGGAAGUGAUCAACUUGUAAAACUUAGCAGCACAGUCAUGAUGUGUAUUGCAAUAGUUACUUGUACAAUUCCGAAUGAAAUACUAGUAGAACAUGUUCUAGUUAAUUUUUUCAUGCUUCUGUUGUUGGUAAUAUCAACUUUCUCGGCGGUUACAGUUGCUACCACUAAAAAACAUCUAGAAUUGAAGUAUAGUGAAAUACACAAAGAAGCAUUAAGAGAACAAAUUGGAAAGAAAAUUACAGUUGAAAAACUGAAAGAAAAUGUCAACAAGUACUGGAUGAUGGCAGAAACUGGGAGCCCCCAGUUUGUGAUGGCACGUUCUGUGACCUGCUCUGCUUCAGGGGUGAUCUGUCUUAUGACUGCUCUAAUUUUAGCACAACUUGAGUAUCGAGUGUGGGAUUUUGCUGCAACCGGGGAAUCAGAUUAUACGUGGUCAACAUUUUUUAUUUUUGUAAUUCAAACUGCUACAGUGGGUGUGGGGAUCAUUGGUCCGAUAUGUAGAUGGUUCACUGCAAUUAAAUUCAAAUGCUCCAAGGAAAGUACCAAAGGCUUCAAAACUGAGCUCAAACCAAAGAGUUAUUGGAUUAAGAGGUUGGAAGAAUGGAAGAAGAGCUCUAUAGUUCUUCAAAUCCGUGGUCUGAAAUUGAGAAAACUUGUCCAGCGCACCAAAAAUCUAGUUUUGAACUUGUGUAUAAUGAUUCAGGUUAUGAUUGUGGUAACAAGCAAAUUAACUCUUCUCAUUCCCCUUUUUUAUGUUCGCCGGCUCAUGUUAUGUUACCGCUGUUGCUACAAUUUGUUUAAGGAGCCUGUACAUAACUCAACAUCCCCAACGAAGUCGGAUAAUGUUUUGCUUCUUGAAGGUGAAGUGGAACUUACUGAAAGUACCUUGAAGAACAUUAGUAAAGCAGCAGGUCAUUUCAUCAUCAAGGCCAACAAACAGCAGCCCAGAAAUUUAAUCGAGCUUCUUCAACAGAAAUCUACAGGUGGCUUUGAAUGCAUAUUAGACUUUCAUAGCGACAAAGUUCCAUCAUUAGAUUCUCAAGAACCUCUUAAUUGUUGGGCUUUGCCAUUGGUGACUCUAACUUGCAUCGCUAUUGCAAUUUCCUAA
Camellia sinensis is the source of this 1302-nucleotide messenger RNA. NCBI's taxonomy places the organism in Eukaryota, Viridiplantae, Streptophyta, Magnoliopsida, Ericales, Theaceae. The record is from RefSeq and is a predicted model, not a curated record.